AUGGAAGAUGAAAUUGAAUCAGUCCUGCAGGAGCGGAUAAUGGUUUUGGAUGGUGGCAUGGGGACCAUGAUCCAGCAACGUGCCCUGUCAGAAGAGGAUUUCCGAGGGUGUGAAUUUAAAGAUCAUUCCAGGCCUUUGAAAGGCAAUAAUGACCUUCUCAGUAUAACUCAGCCUGAUAUAAUCUGUGACAUACACAAGGAAUACUUGCUGUCGGGCGCUGACAUCAUUGAAACUAACACUUUCAGCAGCACCCGUGUUGCACAAGCUGACUAUGGCCUUGAGCAUUUGGCAUAUCGGUUAAACAGAGUCUCUGCACAGGUGGCCAGAAAAGCAGCAGAUGAUGUAACUGCUCAGACAGGAAUUAGGAGAUAUGUUGCUGGAGCCAUGGGUCCAACAAACAGAACACUCUCUGUGUCACCAUCUGUGGAGAGACCGGAUUACAGGAACAUAACUUUUGAUGAACUGGUUGAAGCCUAUAAGGAACAAGCCAAAGGACUUUUGGAUGGAGGAGUUGAUAUCUUGUUAGUGGAAACAAUAUUUGAUACAGCCAAUGCCAAGGCAGCUCUUUUUGCACUCCAGACUUUGUUUGAGGAAGAGUAUGCUCCUCGACCCAUAUUUGUUUCUGGAACCAUUGUGGAUAAGAGUGGGCGCACCCUCUCAGGCCAGACAGCAGAAGCGUUUGUCAUUAGUGUUUCCCACAGUAAGCCACUUUGUAUUGGCUUAAAUUGUGCUUUAGGGGCAGUUGAAAUGCGACCCUUCAUUGAGGCAAUUGGAAGCUGUACAACAGCCUACAUCAUCUGUUACCCCAAUGCAGGUCUUCCCAAUACUUUUGGUGGUUAUGAUGAAACUCCAGAAGUGACUGCCAAGCAUAUAAAGAACUUUGCUUUGGAUGGCUUGGUCAACAUAGUUGGAGGAUGCUGUGGUACUACACCAGCACAUAUCAGGAAAAUUGCCGAAGCUGUGAAAUUCUGUAAACCUCGCGUUCCACCUUCUCCCUCUCAAGGAUACAUGCUGCUGUCAGGUCUGGAGCCAUUCAGGAUUGGGCCAUACACCAACUUUGUUAACAUUGGCGAACGCUGCAAUGUGGCAGGAUCAAGGAAGUUUGCGAAACUCAUCAUGGCAGGCAACUAUGAAGAAGCCCUGAGUGUAGCCAAAUUGCAAGUUGAGAUGGGGGCCCAGGUUCUUGACAUCAAUAUGGAUGAUGGGAUGCUGGAUGGCCCUGCUGCAAUGACCAGAUUUUGUAACUUGAUUUCUUCUGAACCUGAUAUUGCAAAGGUGCCAUUGUGCAUCGAUUCCUCAAAUUUUUCAGUGAUUGAAGCAGGUUUGAAAUGUUGCCAAGGGAAGUGCAUUGUCAACAGCAUCAGUUUGAAGGAAGGUGAGGAAGACUUUUUGGAGAAAGCAAGAAAAAUUAAGUUGUAUGGAGCAGCUGUGGUUGUCAUGGCUUUUGAUGAAGUGGGGCAGGCAACAGAAACAGAAACCAAGAUUGCAAUCUGUUCCAGAGCUUAUCACCUCCUUGUGGAAAAAGUGCGCUUCAAUCCAAAUGAUAUAAUAUUUGACCCCAAUAUUUUGACCAUAGGAACUGGAAUGGAAGAACAUAACCUGUAUGCCAUGAAUUUUAUCAGUGCUACUAAAACCAUAAAAGAAACACUACCAGGAGCCAGGAUCAGUGGAGGUCUUUCCAAUCUGUCUUUCUCCUUUCGAGGAAUGGAUGCCAUUCGAGAAGCAAUGCAUGGGGUGUUCCUUUACCACGCAAUUAAGUAUGGCAUGGACAUGGGAAUUGUGAAUGCUGGGAACCUGCCAGUGUAUGAUGAUAUCCACAAGGAACUGCUACAGCUGUGUGAGAAUCUCAUCUGGAACAAAGAUCCUGAUGCAACAGAGAAACUUUUACUUUAUGCUCAGAAUCAUGCCCAAGGAGGAAAAAAAGUUGUGCAGACUGAUGAGUGGCGGAAAAGCUCCGUGGAGGAGAGGCUGGAAUAUGCCCUUAUAAAGGGCGUGGAGAAGUAUGUCACUGCGGAUACAGAAGAAGCAAGAUUAAAUCGGGAAAAAUAUCCUAGACCUUUAAAUGUAAUUGAAGGGCCUUUGAUGAAUGGCAUGAAAAUUGUUGGUGAUCUUUUUGGUGCUGGAAAGAUGUUUCUGCCUCAGGUGAUAAAGUCUGCUCGAGUUAUGAAGAAAGCAGUUGGCCACCUUAUCCCCUAUAUGGAAAAAGAAAGAGAGGAAAGGAGAGCCCAACAAGGCAGCACAGAGGAAGAGGACCCAUAUCACGGUACAAUAGUGCUAGCAACCGUGAAGGGAGAUGUGCACGAUAUUGGCAAGAACAUUGUGGGAGUCGUUCUGGGCUGCAACAACUUCCGAGUUAUUGAUUUAGGAGUCAUGACUCCAUGUGAUAAGAUAUUGAGAGCUGCUGUUGAGAACAAAGCAGAUAUAAUUGGCCUGUCUGGUCUCAUCACACCUUCUUUGGAUGAAAUGAUUUUUGUCGCCAAGGAAAUGGAGAGAUUGGCAAUAAAGAUUCCUUUGCUGAUUGGAGGAGCAACUACCUCGAAAACACAUACAGCUGUUAAAAUUGCCCCACGAUAUAGCGCACCUGUAAUUCAUGUCCUGGAUGCAUCCAAGAGUGUUGUGGUUUGCUCCCAGCUCUUAGAUGAAAGUGUAAAGGAUGAUUUCUUCGAAGAAAUAUUAGAGGAGUAUGAAGAAAUUAGACAGGAACACUAUGAGUCUCUCAAGGAAAGAAGAUACUUGUCUCUACAGCAAGCCAGAAGAAAAGGUUUCCAUAAUGACUGGUUAUCAGGCCUUAAACCAGUUAAACCGAAAUUCAUUGGCACAAAAGUCUUUGAAGAUUAUGACCUGAAGAAGCUGGUAGAAUACAUUGACUGGAAGCCUUUCUUUGAUAUCUGGCAACUUAGGGGAAAGUACCCCAACCGGGGUUUUCCUAAGGUCUUUAAUGAUAAAACUGUAGGUGAAGAAGCAAAGAGAGUUUAUAAUGAUGCUCAAAAUCUACUGAAGACAUUGAUUAAUCAAAAGAAAUUACAAGCCAGAGGUGUAGUUGGGUUCUGGCCAGCUCGAAGUGUUCAAGAUGAUAUCCACUUAUAUGCUGCAGAAGAGGCUGUGGGAUCUUCAGAGCCAAUAGCAAAAUUUUAUGGCUUGAGGCAACAGGCUGAAAAGGACUCUGCCUGCACAGAUCCAUAUUACUGCCUCUCUGAUUUCAUAGCACCACUGGAUUCUGGCAUUUGUGACUACUUAGGCCUGUUUGCUGUGGCCUGCUUUGGUGUAGAUGAGUUAUGCAAUGAAUUUAGGGAACAGGAUGAUGAAUACAACAUUAUAAUGGUCAAGGCUCUUGGCGAUCGGUUGGCAGAGGCAUUUGCUGAGGAGCUCCACGAAAGGGUUCGAAGGGAGUACUGGGCUUACGCUAGUUCUGAGCAGCUGGAUCUGUCUGACCUGCGCAGGAUUAAAUACGAGGGGAUCCGCCCUGCCCCUGGCUACCCCAGCCAGCCUGACCACACAGAAAAACUCACCAUGUGGAAACUUGCAAACAUUGAAGAAACAACAGGAAUUUGUUUAACUGAAUCACUAGCAAUGAUACCUGCUUCUGCAGUUUCUGGCCUCUACUUUUCUAAUCCCAAAUCCAAAUACUUUGCUGUGGGCAAAAUAUGUAAAGAUCAGGUUGAAGAUUAUGCAUUGAGAAAAAAAUUGUCUGUGGCAGAGGUGGAGAAAUGGCUGGGACCCAUUUUGGGAUAUGAUACUGAAUAA
Merops nubicus (carmine bee-eater) is the source of this 3744-nucleotide messenger RNA. RefSeq names its product 5-methyltetrahydrofolate-homocysteine methyltransferase (gene MTR). NCBI's taxonomy places the organism in Eukaryota, Metazoa, Chordata, Aves, Coraciiformes, Meropidae. Gene Ontology annotation, biological process: pteridine-containing compound metabolic process. The record is from RefSeq and is a predicted model, not a curated record. The transcript has 32 exons. Gene Ontology annotation, molecular function: methionine synthase activity; cobalamin binding; zinc ion binding. Bases 1 to 3744 code for a protein of 1247 amino acids.